AUGUCUCAGCUUUCCUGUUCAUUUGCGAUCUUCUGUGGAACGGAAUGCGAUUUCUCUUCGCGAUGGCCCGGACGGCAACAACUUAUACCACUAAAUUCGUGUGCCGAUGGCAUAAAGGAACAUCUUAGAGAUGUAAAUGUGUCUCAAUCGUGCGUUGUAUCCGAGAAAAAGCUCAUUUUAGCUCGCGUUGGUUUGUUUGAAGAUGAUCACGGUCUCGAUUUCACGAUCUGCCCCAAACAUCGCGCAGUCCUUGGAGUAAGAUUCCGACCACCAAAAAAAUGCCAACAUCCUCUUCACGGCAAUCGAAAGGGCAAAGGUGACAGAGGAGUCAAUCUGAAGACGGCAAAAGAAAUCAAGCGAAAGUGGAACACUGUAGUUCCAGUCGGUGCAGGUAAUUAAAAAGAUUUAAUUUUGCAUAGGGUGUUGUUACUGACUUGCUUACUUCCUAUGCGCACAGCAACUGAUAUGAAAGGCGGAGAGACAAACAUACUCAAUUGGACCGUGUGACCCGAAACGCAUAGAUCACGCGUGGAAGGGGAGGAUAGGCAAGGAAGGCCUUCCCACGAGGCUUUGGGCAACGUGGGUUAGUCAGACCCGUCCCUAGUCGUCUCUCAUUGAACCUCUCCCUUCUAGCAUAGGCGCGCAUGGUUUGAUGGGUAUGAUGUGUCUUGCGAAGUCGACUGGGGACGAGUUAGACCGAGACAACUUCGAAGGUGCUAAGCAACCUACCAAGCUAAGAUUGUUACUUCAGCUGUGUUUUUUUUACCUAUAUGCUGUUAAUUUACUAUCCAUUUUGAAAAUUCUGCUAUAAGACUUUUAAAAGUGUGUGAAAAUGAAAUUCGUGUCAUCGCAGGCGCCAAUAGCUUACUCAUCAGUACCAGGGCGCAUAGGUGUGAUAAUAAUUCUAGUAACUCGCGGACGAAUUUAAUUAAUUUUUCCUAAAUUAAGUAGCCGGGAUAACGGGGUUAGCUAGGAGAAAGGGGUUGGUAGUUUAUUAAUAGGGCACAUUUCCAACUAAUUUUAAUUCGAAAAACCCACUGAGUAUACUAUAAAAUGAAGACUUUAUAUGUAAAAAAAAUUCCUACUUACUAGGAAUAUGCAGAUACUGUAGAGGUGCCCACUCUGAAUUUAUGAGAGUGUGAGCCACCCUCUGUGUUGGCUACCUUAACUGAGGGAUCCCAAAUUUCUGCUACGCAAGAGGAGGAGUUUGUGGGUCACACUCCAGCGCCAUCUACAGAGCGCGUUGCAACAGAGUCAACUGAACCAGAAGAAGAGGAAUUUGUGUUACCACGUUUGCGAGUGCGAUUUCAAGAUGAGAUUUUGAGCGAGGUAGGAUUGAUGUGCCUCUUAAAUAUGUUUGAAUUAAUAAAUUUAAAAACUCCAAAACAGAACUCAUAAUAUAUUUAAUAAUGAGGUUAUCUUAUUUUGUUCUACUUAAUUUUUCACCUAAUUCGACUGCGUGGUUCAUGUAAAAGAGUAAUUAUAACCGCGUCGUUCGACUCACUCGCGGUUGCAUAUUUUGUGGAUAUUGUAGUAAAUUAUUACGGCAAUGGUGGGCGACGAAAGGGGUAACAUUAUUUCCCGUUCCCUACCCUGUGCUCGUUUUCGUCACCCCCCAAACUCGUACUUCAUGCUCGUCUCCUAGCAGCCUGCAGUUAACGUCCGCGCUCCGCAUAACUGCACUUAGCCUUGUAAAGCCUAUAGAAGAGGCAGAAGCAACUCUUACACCGAAUGACAUGUAUUUCUAAUUAUUUAGGGGCACAUUCGAUGCAUAGGUUCCUACCUCGCUAAAAAAAACUGUUCCUUUUAUUAUAGCAAAGCGAUCCGAAUUCAGAUAUCUUCUCAUCGUCCUCCCAAGGCUCGUUGGUAGAGGAAGAGACGUCUAGAGAGUGGCAACCAACACCCCAAGUUGAGCAUCAGUUGCAGCACCUCAACAGUUAUCUCCUUAAGUCAACUGAUGGCCGAAUCAGUCCAGUCAGGUCGCAAUGCAGGUCUGAUGUUGUGACUAUGCCGUCAUCGACGCGGCGCUAUUAUGGGAAAAAGGCAGAGCAAGUUGUUGAUUCCGUGUUGGAGGCUAUUGCACCGAGUAAUUCAUCAUGGCUGCCUCAACAGGUGAUUGCAAGGAACCAAAGCGGGCGUACUGUAUCUGGUGCUGCCGAGGACGACAGCCUGGUCUCUAGACUAGUAACGCUGUAUAAUGAAGCUAGAUCCUGGAACACCCAGCAACAGUUUCUCUCCCUCUUUGCUGGUGAUUACAGUAAGACAGAACUGCUGCAGCUUGUGCCAGGACUGACAAAGUUUAGGAUUGAUGAGGCCAGAAAACAUGCUUUUCAGACCAAGCCUGGAGAGCCUAUAGAGCCGCCAACCAUUACCAGAACAAGGCUGGAUCCCACUAAAAUCGACCAUUUCGUAGAUUUUGUAUCCAGUCCUUCAUUUCUUCAAGACGUUGCAUAUGGAACGAAAACUCUAAAGCUGUCAAGCGGAGAGAAAAUUGACAUACCUAACGUGGUGAGAACAGUCAUUUCGUCCCGUCUCAUCCAGCUGUAUCAAGCCUAUUGUACAGAAUCCGGCUUCACACCCCUUGGAAGAUCAACACUUUUCAAUAUCCUUAAGGUAUAG
Messenger RNA from Porites lobata, 2619 nucleotides. The record is from the annotation of a GenBank genome assembly. Lineage: Eukaryota; Metazoa; Cnidaria; Anthozoa; Scleractinia; Poritidae.